AUGUUCCGCCGCCCAGGUACCGGCCGCUCCAAGGCUUCAGCAGACACGCUCUGCCAAAAGUGCCUGAAGAGAGGACACUACAGCUAUGAAUGCAAGGCCCCAGCCCAGGAGCGCCCCUAUAAGCCGCGGCCCUCGAGAACACAGCAGCUACUCAACCCCAACCUGAAGCCUAAGCUUACCACUGAGGUACCUGUGGACCUGGUACGCAAGAAGGGCGUAGCCGACGACAUCUUGAAGAAGAAGGAGGAGGAACGCAAGCGCGCACGAUCGCUUUCUACAUCGUCCAUUGACUCCGUAUCCACCAUAUCUACCAACCGAUCGCCGUCUCGGUCGCGCUCUCCGCCACGCAAGAAGCAUGAUGGCCCAAGACACCGAGCCAACGACGACAAGACAGUGCGCAAGCGGAGCAGACGGUCAGUCUCCAUGGACUCACGCUCAUCAUACGAAUCAGACAUGGCCGACAGGAACACACGGCGGCGAGUUAGUGCCUUCAGUCCAGGCGAGCGUGGUCGGAGGAGGACCAGGUCGCGGUCAAGGACCAGGUCAGCGCGCACGCAGCGAUCACAAGAGAACGUUCGAGGGAGACUACCACGGAACAUGAGCGGCAGCCUCAGGUCACGGAGCAGGAGCGCCAGGAGACACCACCACGAGCGACCGCGUCGUUGCAUUUCAGUGUCGAAGUCACGAUCACGAAGUGCAGACCCCAUGGACAUAUCUGACGACCGACACCCGCCCAACAGCACUUUACGAGGCAAAUGGGGGGCUUCACCCCCACUCAAGCGUGAGCCUUCGAGGUCUCCACCGUCAUUCCGCGGCAGUCGCAAUCGCAGUCCUAGUCCUUACUCCAAGCGCAAAGCCGCCGCUGCUGCCGUCGCCCGCCGCUCGCCCAGCCCAUACGACGUCAAAGCCGGAAGCCGAGGCUACGACGAACCCCGAGAACCCGCAAGGAAUCGUUUCGACGACCGUCCCCCUGUUUCGAACGGCCGGGCCCCACCUCCGCCCAUGCACGCAGCGCCGCCCGUUCAAAGGGAGCGCAGUCUCAGUCCGUAUAGCAAGCGUUUAGCUCUGACAAAGGCCAUGCACGCUGGAUAA
Pyrenophora tritici-repentis Pt-1C-BFP is the source of this 1092-nucleotide messenger RNA. The record is from RefSeq and is a predicted model, not a curated record. NCBI's taxonomy places the organism in Eukaryota, Fungi, Ascomycota, Dothideomycetes, Pleosporales, Pleosporaceae.